Mercenaria mercenaria is the source of this 6787-nucleotide messenger RNA. RefSeq lists its product as uncharacterized. The transcript is spliced from 3 exons. The record is from RefSeq and is a predicted model, not a curated record. The coding region runs from base 129 to 6056 and encodes 1975 amino acids. Lineage: Eukaryota; Metazoa; Mollusca; Bivalvia; Venerida; Veneridae. Gene Ontology annotation, cellular component: cytoplasm. Gene Ontology annotation, molecular function: protein binding.
UUAAUAACCUGACUACAAGUACAUGUUAUCGACCGGCAAACUAUUUUUAAAAACACAUUGUUUGGAUUUGAAUGGAGGAUUUUAUAAAAAGGAACGCUAUAACUUAAAAAAAGAAAAGUUUUGCUAAUAUGGCCGCUGUGAGAAAUCUUAGACGGAACGAAAAACACAAAAAUUAUAUCUGUGCUCUCGUAGCAGUGAACAAAACAGGAGAAGCUUUAGAAAGUGUUACAGAACAUGGACUUCAAACUGUUCAUAAUCAAAUCCAACAAAAUUUAAGACAUCUAAAUCUACCUCAAUGCGUUCAACAGUGCAGUGUCAACAUUCAUGAUCGGAACAGAUGGUGUCAAACAUGCAGCAAUUGGCGCAUUCAUCUGGACAAUUACAUCUUACAAGGUCGGAGGCGAUUUAGGGUACGUUGGUCAGAAAUGAAAUCUUGGACGUGGCCAAUGAAUAGCCUAAAUAUAGCAGAGGUUUUCUCUACGGACUUGAAUGCAAAUAACUUGAAAGAUUUGUCAACAACGCUCCCGAUCUGGAAGAGGUGUUCAGUCUUUCAACGGCAGGUUGUCCAAGCGGCUGAUCACCUGAGAACAUCUCGAAAUCAGCUAGUGCACCAAUACAAUGCAAAAAUGAAAAUUACAAAUGUGAAGAAAAUUGAAAUAUUUCAGAACAUAAGUAAUGUUAUCACACAUCCAGAUAUUCAACCUCUAAUACAAAACCACAAUGGUUUAAUACAAACAAUCGGUCACCUUGAACAGGGUGAAUUAUUUCGGUAUGAAACCGAUAUCAUGGAUGCUUUAAGGGAUAUUGGAAUGCAAAAUGCAGACAUUUAUGCCAGACUGGACAGAAAUGCUCUAGGGCUCCAGGAAGCACAAACAAAACUUGAAAACAUUGCUCUAGCAAUGCAAAAAUUAACAAGGCAUGUCUUUUGGCUAGUUGUCAUUGCGAUUAUGUUUGUUCUUUGUGUAUUAUCCUCAUGUGGGUUUUUCUGGUAUCUAAAUACUCCAGCAUGUGUACUUCUGAAGGACACGGGUAUCAGAAAAGACAAACAUACCACUGAGUUACUUAAACCUCCCUACACGCUAGUGUCAACUGAAGGCUGCCUUGUUGAGAACUUAACUUACGUCAACUCCGGAAGGGUUUUUCUGUUUGAAUAUGUUUCACACCACAAAAAUUUUACCGGAAGAAAUUGGUUAUUGAACAUAAUUGAAAACAAGCUGCUGGAGACAACAGAAGAAAAGCAUGGUCUAUUAUUAACAGCCGGCAUGGGAUAUGGGAAGUCAGCACUGCUGAAACAAAUUAUUUGUUCUACAAAGAAUAGCUCUGCAAACAGGUUAAGAAGUCGCCUUGUGGCUUAUCACAUUUGUAGAUUUGAUGUUACUGUAUCUAAAAAGGCAUAUAUAUUUAUUUUCCGUAUGAUAGCAAUGUUUUCAACUCAAAUGCCAGUUAUUGGUGAGAAUAUGAGAGCAUGCCUGGACGUAUUUGAUAGAGAAUUGUGUGAAAGAGAUCCGAAUGGAUGCAUAGAUCAGUGUAUCAUAAUUCCGUUGAAAAACGUCUCACUUACCGGCCAGGAACCAGUUAUUAUAGUCGUCGAUGGAUUAGAUGAGUGCUACAAUACGUACCGCGAUGAAAACGAAAUAUUUGUUCUACUAAAGUACAGAAUUCAUCGUUUUCCAAUUUGGGUUAAAUUUUUAAUAUCAAGUCGACAGGCGUCUGAGUUACAAAAGCUCGGUAAAUAUGUUAGAGUUCUUAAUUUAGAGGAGGACGAUUAUAACAAUAUGAAUGAUAUAAAAUUGUAUCUGCAACAAACACAUAUGAACUUCUCUCAAACAGAGUAUGCAGAACUGAUAAAGUCAAAGGUAUCAAACUUUUUAAUUGCUUCCAGUUUAAAUGAAGGUUUUCAUUUUGAAAGAGGAGACCCUGUUCCUCAAUCUUUGGAUCAUUAUUACGACGAACAGUUCCGAAGGCACUUCAAAACGACAUCUGAUCCUGGGUUCGGCGAUGCGAAACUAAUACUUGAAGUGAUAUGCACAUCUUUAAAAGUAUUAACGGAAGACGAAUUGCAUUAUGUUAUAUUAACUUCAACAGGUAUGCCAGCUGAAACUUAUAAAAAGGCAAAAAUGCAAUUAGAAAUGUUUAUACAUAACACGGGCAACGGACUUUAUCUCAGACACAUUUCCAUGCAGAACUGGCUUUUGAAUUCGGCUAAUGAAGACUUUUUAAUUAAUAAAGCAAAUGGCCACAGGCUACACGCGUUACAGAUAUUCAGACAAAUAGACAAAGGAGACUACAAUUUUGAUGUUGUAGAUCUGGCCAUACAUGUAAGUUAUUCCUUUGAUGUAGGUCUACAGUACAAUUUUUUUAAUCUUUCGGAACCGGAGAUUGAUAGCAUACAAUAUGAGCAAUAUCCGUUGAUAAGUCUAGCUUCGAGAUUAGAUGACUAUAUAAGUGCUGACAUUCUAGCUUAUCAUUUCAGGGACGUUGAUCAUACUGAUAAAAACAAUGUCACAGCUCUUUUUAUAGCCGCAUCUUUGGGCCAUUUGAAUACGUUUGAGGCUCUACUUAAACGAGGUGCAAAUAUAUCAUUUAGAUCUGAGUCCUUUAGCCGUAUUAUAAAUUUUGACCUCGCAUUUCAAGUUUCAUUUGAAUACAAACUUUGGGGAUAUGGCGUGUUAGAUAUCGCUGCUCAAAAUGGACAUCAUGAUCUUGUUGAUUAUAUAAUUGCAAAUAACGGAAUUAUGUUUGACUAUCCCAUGACAAAACUGAAUUCGGCAAAUCUUUUACCAAUUCAUUUAGCCUGUAAGAGAGGACAUUUGAAGGUUGUUAAACUUUUUCAUGAAAACUAUUCUUUUAUGUUAGACUGGCAAUGUCUUUACUAUGGGGCAGCAAUAGGCGAUAUAGAUUUACUAAAAUUCAUAUUUAAAAAUGACAUUACCGACGAGUGUCGUCGUUGUGAAAACUAUCUUCACUGGAUCCAAGAAUAUAAAUUACGAGUACAGGGCCAAAGUAUCAGGGUUGACUCUUACAAAUAUGAAUAUGUUCUCUUUGACGACUGGAAUAAUAUUACGUGUGAAUCAGCAUUGCAUGUUGCUGUACGACAGAAUAGGUUGGAGGUCGUAAAACUGUUGGCAAGUCAGUUCAAAAAUGCUGCUAACUGUAUUGAUAGAGGUGGUAGAACUCCGGUAAUUGCAGCCUUACAAUACGGAUACAAAGAUAUUGUUGAAUAUUUUGCAAGCAAUGGAGGUCUUAAAGGAAGCGAAGCAUGUGGAAAUGUUCUCUAUUUAAAAGAUGUGUCUAAAUUACAUGAAAAUGAAUUAAAAAGACUUCAGCCCUAUUUUUGUGAAACAGGUUUGCCGAUUGUGCAUAUUGCCGCUAAGUUUGAUCAUGUCUGGUUUGGAACAAUGCUGAAAUCAUACGGUUUGGAAGCAAACUGGAAUGAAAAGGACAGGAAAGGAUGUUUUGCCAUCCAUCAAGCAGCUUGUCACAACAGACUCAAAAUGCUGACAUAUUUAAAUGAAAUUUUAAAUAAGAAUGUAAACUUUUUGAAGUGCCAAAAUGGGUCAACACCUUUACAUUCGGCUAUUUCUUGUACUGCAGUUUCCGCUACCGAAGUUUUGUUGCUGAAACAGAAAAAGUACUUAAGUGAAUCGGCUUCAAUGAGAACGUCUUUGUUAAUGCAUGCUGUCAGUAGAAACUUUGGAAUUGAAUUAGCUGUGGAUACGGAAACAACAGAAAGGAAUACUGCAGCAAUAUUUUCAAUGCUAUUCAUAGAUGAAACAGAUUUGAAAUAUGUAGACGAGAGGGGCAGGAAUAUAUUACACAUAGCUAUUUCUAAAGGACAUUUUUAUGUUGUGUCAUAUCUGUAUUCAAAAUACCCAAAACUAUCAGAAACCCUUCAUAAAGAAAAGGAAAUAAACGCUAAGAGGCCAGUACUCUAUAGCAUUGAUAAACUGGAAACGGCUUCAAAUUUUCAUGUAUACGCGGAGUUGUUUUUCAAUUAUAGAGCUUUCCAUACACGCCUAAACUUAAUGGGUGCAAAAGAAUACGCAAUACUGCUAUCAUUAAAAUUCAUAAAUCAAGAUUUUUGCAAUAAAAAAAUCCUCGAAAGAUUAGUACAAAAGCAAUGCCUGCAUGCUGCGAUUCAUGUCUUGACUAAGUGCAAUUAUGAUCAUUUAGAUGGUUCAUCUUUAUCUGUUGUUAUAGAAAAUGAUCGAUAUGGACUUUUAACCUUAACUUAUUACAGCAUACUACUACAAAAGAUAACCAAUUUUUCGAAAGGGGGAAUACGAUCGAACCUGUCCAGAAUGAUUUUUAUAUGUGUGACAUGUGAAGAAAUUAUACAUAAAUGCAACCUGCAUAAAAUAGCAUUAGAAUACCUUAAAAUAACAAAACUUUUAUCAAGCUUGAACUUAGAUAUGAUGCAUAAUAUAGUAUUGAAACUUCUCUUUCAACACCAUCCAUCAUUUUUAUUGAGCAACUGUUAUGAUGCAAUGGGUUUCAAUGUAUUGGAACGUGCUAUACAAGGAGGCUGUCCACAUUUAGUUGAACAGCUUUUAAAAGCAGGUGUUGGCAGUGAACUUGAAAAGGACAGGCUAUUAUACAUGGCGCUUAAUUCACUAGACUACCGUAAAGAAGAAACAUACUUUGCUUACAGCAUGGCGACAAAAGCCGACCUUAUCAAACUGACAUUCAUAAAACAUAGCACGUUUUUAACAAAGUUCGAUCUUGAUAGAGGAUAUUCUAAGAUGUCUAUGGAUUUGGAUAAAACGCUUCUUGUGAGGCUCCUCGAUUCACACUUCGAAUAUUUUGCACAUAGAAAUAGAAAUUUAACCGAUCUUUUGAUAUAUACACUCAUCAAAGCCUACCAGACUGAUUUAAGAAAAGAUCAGAUUUGUUUUCCAAGAAGUAGACGACUUUCUCUUAUUCACAGGUUUGCGUUUGAAGGUCUCCGAAAUACCUUAGCAUUAGUUUUCAAAUUAUGGGGACCAAAUGUUCUUAAAUGCCAAAAUACAGAUGGAUUUACACCUUUGUAUCUGUAUAAAGUCUUACAUAACAAGUCUGAGAUACAUUUCUUAAAAGAAUAUGAUAUGUCGCCUGUGAAUCCACAAAAGGAAGCUGAAAUGUAUUUCUUAUUUAAGCUGUCUGUUAAAUUUGUCUUUUCUGGAAAGGAACGAAGUCAAAUCAAGUGUCUUUUGACGCAUUUUAAGACAGUUCCAAACAACAUCUACAGGUUGAUCAAAGCGUAUAGAUGUGCUUCUAAAUUUUACCGCAUUUCGAAAACUAGCAAUAUGAAACAAAACGUAAAUAGAAUGAAAUGGGUAUUGUCUUUCAUAAUAGAACUAGAUGCGUGGUCGAAAUCCUUUUUCGCAUUUACAACUGUAGAAAACAUCUACCUUUCUAAUAGUAUUCUACAAAGAAAAUUUAUCCAAAUUAUGUUGGCACAAGACAAAUUUGCUCUUGUUACCAAACAGUUUGCAUUUCUGACUAAAAUUCUUGAUGUAGAAGGUCGCAUGUGUGGGUUUCUUCGAAAGUCGUUCAAGAAAAUGAUUUUGUUUCGAUUGGAAGAUAUACAGUCAUGCCCGUGUGUUAAGAACGAAUUGCCUAAUAUUCUGGAAGAAGUGCUUGAAAAUAUUGAAACGUAUCGAUGGGGUACAGAAAACUGUACUGAUGUCUAUGAGAUGUUAAAACUCUGCCCUCACUCUGGCGUUGAUAUGGUUAUCAACACACUCCUAAGGAAUACGCUAAAGUCUCUGAGUUAUGAACUUAUGCAUUUUGCAAUGAAAAACAUUAUAUAUUUGCCAAAUAGUCUAGAUAUCUUAAGUUUAUUUCAUAGAAUUGAAAACAAUUUACAUGUAUGGCUCCAUAUGUAUAAAUAUUACAAUUACAUCAAUGAAUUACAUAAAUCACAGAUUUAUAGAGAAUCAUAUAAGUAUAGAAGUAAAAAUGUAGCAACAUUCGGACAACACGUAGAUAGCAUUUCACACACUGUGCAGUUUUUACAGUGGCAAAGAAAUGCAGAAGAAAUAUUAAAAAGUUUUCUUGAAAGCAAGAAGACAUAGUAAUUUUAUUACGUUGAACAUUUUCCGUUCAAAUUACAGGAAUUAUCAAACAUGUUAAUACAAGAUAUUGUAUCACCAACUCUGAACCCAUAUUACCCUAGUCUGCCGAUUUGACUGAUAAGACUGCUGUCCUACUUUUAUUAUGAGCAUUUUCAUUGCGCUAUUAAUGAAAAACAUAUAUUAGAAAAAAUCUUAUUUCUUUAUUAUACCUCGCCGAAAAGGUGAAUACGGCUCCGUCCGUCUGUCCUUCCGUGCGUCCGUAACACUUUUUUAUGGGUAUGACUACAAAACUAUUGAGAGGAUUUUGUAAAAUCCUCAUAAAAUGAUAAAGGCAAUCAAGACGAUUUGCACUGUAGAAGAACCACACCUAAACCUUGCUUUUUUAUAUUUGGUCGUAACACUUUUGUCCGGAGUAUCAUUAAAGUAGUAGUAUUCUAUUACUGAGACUGUUACUUUAGACAAUUUCUCAAGCUUGUUGCAUUAAAAGACGAGCAUCUUGUCACUGUUUGUUUUUUAAAAAAGAAUAAGUCUUUAACUUAAAGAUUUAGCUGUAAGUGUGGGCAUAUUCAAUUGGUGUAAAUCAUGUAACAUAUGAGAACUUACGUAAUAAUUAUUCGUGUAAUAAUUUAUAUAUGUAACAGUCUCUUUUUAUUCUGAUUGGAAUUGCAAUAUACCUUGUGUAUUUGUGUUUGUUAUAUAAUUACUAGUAUUUCAACUUGAAUGUUAAUGAA